GCAAGAGAGAACUCAAUAUAACAAGAGAGAUUGGGUAGCUAGCCUCUCUCUACAUAGCAAAGAAUCAGCAAUGGCAGGUGAGAAAGUGAAAUUGCUUGGAUAUUGGGCAAGUCCUUUUACUCUGAGGGUUCAUUGGGCACUGAAACUGAAAGGAAUUGAAUAUGACUACCAAGAAGAAGAUCUCCCAAACAAAAGUCCUUUGAUCUUGCAGUGCAAUCCAGUUCAUAAAAAGAUUCCAGUUUUGGUUCAUGAUGGGAAACCUAUUGCAGAAUCACUAGUCAUACUUGAAUACAUUGAAGAGACAUGGAAGCACAAUCCCAUCCUCCCUGAGGAUCCUUAUGAAAGAGCCAAGGCACGCUUUUGGGUAAAAUUUGUUGAUGACAAGUGUGUGCCAGGAAUAUUUGGUACUUUCUCCAAGGUCGGAGAGGAGCAGCGGAAGAUAGCAAAAGAAGCUCGCGAGAACUUGAAAAUUUUAGAGGGAGAACUAGGCAAGAAACGCUUUUUUGGAGAUACGAAAAUAGGCUUCAUGGAUGUCGCGGCUGCUUGGAUCAUCUGCUGGGCUCAGAUUGUUGGGGAGAUUGUGGAUAUUAAACUUGUUGAUGCUGAGGAAAUGCCUUCACUUGUUUCAUGGUUUCAGAACGUCCUCGAAGCUGCACCCGUUCUGAAAGAGUGUACACCACCCAAAGACAAAUUGUUAGAGCAUAACAAAGGAUUUCACAAGAUGUUGGUUGCUUCAGCAUCAACCUGAGAUCUAAAAUCUGUUCCCAUUGAGGAAGAUUUUACUAAAUAUGAUCAUAUGAUAUGUAAUCUUUUCGAUGAGUUUGAAUGACAUGUAAGAUUUUGCCUAUCUAAUACAGUUAUGGGGAAAUAAGGGUA
Messenger RNA from Capsicum annuum, 876 nucleotides. RefSeq names its product glutathione transferase GST 23. The record is from RefSeq and is a predicted model, not a curated record. Gene Ontology annotation, biological process: glutathione metabolic process. Gene Ontology annotation, cellular component: cytoplasm. The coding region runs from base 71 to 748 and encodes 225 amino acids. NCBI's taxonomy places the organism in Eukaryota, Viridiplantae, Streptophyta, Magnoliopsida, Solanales, Solanaceae. Gene Ontology annotation, molecular function: glutathione transferase activity. The transcript is spliced from 2 exons.